Heterostelium album PN500 is the source of this 1065-nucleotide messenger RNA. RefSeq names its product class I SAM-dependent methyltransferase. Lineage: Eukaryota; Evosea; Eumycetozoa; Acytosteliales; Acytosteliaceae. The record is from RefSeq and is a predicted model, not a curated record. Gene Ontology annotation, biological process: methylation. The transcript is spliced from 3 exons. Gene Ontology annotation, molecular function: methyltransferase activity. Bases 1 to 1065 code for a protein of 354 amino acids.
AUGGAAGAAAUUACAUCUGGAAUACCAAGUACCUCUGUAAUGAUGGCAGCAGCCAAAACAAUGAUGUCGAAUGAAUAUAUUCGAUUUGAAUUGCAUUUGAAAAAUGGACGUUUGGACCACUCUUUAAUACCAUAUUAUGAAAAUGUCUACAAAAAGGAGAGUUCAAUGUCAAAGGCAAUAAACUUUAAGAUUUGCUGUUUUGAUCCCUAUGCUUAUUACUUUUUAAUAACAAAAGAAUCGAUAGCUAUCAUUGGAGAUGCCAUUAAUAUCAAUAUUAAACAAUGUUCUGACUUUGCACAGAGUCAAAGUUUUAAGAAUCAUCUAGUGAAGAAAGGUCUAUCACCAGAGAUUAACGCGGAGGAACUGGAAAACUAUUUACUCAAAGAGUGUUCACCAGUGAAAGCUUGGAGCUACUUAAUUUUCGAUUCACUUAAUAUUAGGGUGGCUGUGCGUACCAAUAUUGCAGGUGGCCAGUGUAGACAGUUUGUCAAUCUUGGAGCGGGUCUGGAUACACGUGCACUCCGUUUGCCAUUUGGAAGCGAUUCAACUGUGUGGGAGGUAGACUUUGCACCGGUGCUCAAUUUCAAAAAAAAAGUAUUGGAGCAAGCCAAGGAGGUGAUUCCACCUCUGUCAAAAGCAAGGAAUGUUUAUAUUAGAAGCGAUGUUCUCAAAGUAGACUAUUGGAUCGACAAGUUGAUUGCCAGUGGAUUUCAACAAGAUAAGCCAACGUUCUGGUUGAUGGAAGGUUUAAUUAUGUAUUUCACCGAGCAAGAGAUUGAAUACCUGCUAAGUAGAAUAUCGGCAAUCUCUGCAAGUGGAUCUUCGCUAUUCAUUCAAACACUAUGUCCAAAAGUAGAUAAAGAUCAAACCAAUGUCUAUGCAUUCCCACUACGUGAUGAAUUUAAAUCCUAUACCAAUACACCAGCCACCUACUUUACUAAUAGUGGAUUCACCAAUGAGUUAAUCACCAAAAGCGAGGAGGAACUAAAAGAUCUAUUUCAAUAUGUAAAUCAAAUAGACAUUGCUGAAACCAAUACACUGUACACAAUUGGUUAUAAACCUUAA